This is a messenger RNA of Miscanthus lutarioriparius, 1422 nucleotides long. The record is from the annotation of a GenBank genome assembly. Lineage: Eukaryota; Viridiplantae; Streptophyta; Magnoliopsida; Poales; Poaceae.
AUGGCCUCGAACGGGAGCAGCAGCACGGUGGUGGGCGAGAUGCAGAGCAGCUUGGACCGGGUGCGGCGCCAGCUCUCCUCCACCUCCACCCGCCACCUCCUCCAGGGCCCUCUCUUGAAGCGAUCCGACACGCUAAGAAAGUGGAAUGAGCGCUGGGUCAUACUUGAUCCUACAACUGGAAAAAUAGAAUACAAGGUCCAUAGGAGUGACAAAGAUGUUAGGGGAGUAAUCGUGUUUGAUUCGAUAAGCACAGUGACACUAUCGCCUAUGAACUUCCAUGGACUGGCAAAAUACGAUGGAUGCUGUUUCUAUAUUGGAACUCCACAGAAAAAGGAAUACUUUCUUUGUGCAGAAACUCCCAGCGCUGCAAGAGCAUGGGUAUCCACUUUACAUGCGACUCAGUUGGUACUACAGGCUCAUAAGGAGGCCGUGAAUUCAUUGGGUGAGAAUGGUCCUGCAAAAUUGGGAACAGUUGCAACUGUUGUGGCUGUAGCCAAUGCCACUGCAAUUGAAGCAACAAAGGAGGUAGAGGCUGCAAUGAAGAUUUCCCUGCGGGCAACUUUGGGCUCAACUACAAAUAAACUUACCAAAGGCCAAUUAGAUGAUCUCACAAUAAUGAUGGAGACCCUUCGAGUUAAAGACGACGAACUCCACCAAUUGUUACAGGAUAUUCGUGCACGUGAUUCUACCAUCAAUGAAAUUGCAGAAAAGUUACAGGAGACUGCAGAAGCAGCUGAAACUGCUGCUUCUGCAGCACGUUCAAUUGAUGAAGAGAGAAGAUUUUUUACGUCAGAAUUUGAACGUCUGAAACAAGACCAUGAGAAACAAGUUGAAGCAUCUUUGCUUAGGUUAAGGGAAUCGGAGGAGAAAGCAAAGCUUCUUGUUGAAGAGAGAGAUCGUUUGCUAACAGAGAGAGAUUCUGCUCUUCAAGAAGCUCAGAUGUGGCGCUCAAAACUAGGAAAAGCUAGAGGAAAUGCUGUAAUUCUAGAAGCAGCUGUUGUCAGAGCUGAAGAGAAAGCUAGGGUCUCAGCAGCUGAUGCUGACAUCCGCAUAAAAGAAUCCAUGAGCCGAUUUGAGUCUGCCAUCAAAGAAAAGGAGGAUCUCCUAGCCCUUGUGGAUGCUCUACAAUCUCAAAUACAAAGGCAAGAGACUAGCACAAUACAGGUUUGUGAAGAGAGCUCGGAGCUCUGCACUACUGCUUCGAAGCACAUGGAAGACGAUAAUGUUGAUAAAGCUUGCGUAAGUGAUACAGAUCCAAUACCAGUUACGGAGAACAUUGUUGAGUUGGAUGACGAGGGAGUUGAUAUCCCUACAGUCGGGGACACUGAGUGGGAUAAUCCCCAUUCUUCUGAAGUGUCUGAUGUAAGGGAAGUAACCACAGAACCCGAAGAAAACAGCUUGGAUAUUCCUGUUGAUACUUGA